This is a messenger RNA of Petromyzon marinus (sea lamprey), 9438 nucleotides long. The record is from RefSeq and is a predicted model, not a curated record. Lineage: Eukaryota; Metazoa; Chordata; Hyperoartia; Petromyzontiformes; Petromyzontidae.
AUCACCCCCCCACCCACCGCCCGGGCCCCGCCCUGCUGCACGGACCCGCUAUGAUUAAUCACAGAGCGCGUUAUUGAUCUUCAUAAUCAGCCUGACAUGCAAGCGGCGGCGGUGGUGCCAGCAGCAGCAGCGGCAGCAGCGGCAGAGGCCGCGCCGCGCGUCUCGACGUGACAUUAUUUUCUUUUUUGGCGAAAGUCGGAGACAGAGCGGAGCUCUUCCUGAUGCUCGCCGACGCACGGCGCGCAGCAGCUACAGCAGCAGCAGCUACAACAGCAGAUACAGCAGCAGCAGCAGCUACAACAGUUACAGCAGCAGCUACAGCAGCAGCAGCUACAACAAUAGCAGCAGCAGCUACAACAGCAGCAGCUACAGCAGCAGUAUGUCCCGGCGCAAACAGCACAAGCCGCUACAGCUGGUGCCGCACGUGGCCAGGCAGCGGGGCGGACGCGCAGCGCGUGAUGUGGUGAUGGAGGACGACCCUCCAUUGUCGUCGUCCUCGCCGCUCCCGCCGCCACCGCCGCCAUCGCUGUGCGGCGCCAUUUCGGAACCGGCGGCGGCGCCGGGGGGCGGCGGCGGCGCCCACGCGUGCGGGGCGUGCGGCACGGAGACCGCCGACCUCUCCGACUUCCUGCGCCACCGCCUGGCCUGCUCGGCCUCGCGCCGCCCGCCCCCCGCGGAGGCGCCCCCCGGCCCUGACGCCGCCCUCGCCGAGCCCCGGCCCCUCGGCGGCCACGCCACGGCGGCGGAGGAGGACGAAGAGGAGGGGGAGGAGGGGCGCGACGAUGAGCUGGAGGAGACCGACGACGGCGAGGGGCGGGGCGACGCGGAGGAGAGGAUGGAGGUGGACGGGGGAGCGGAGGUGAAGGCGCCGCCGGCAGCGCCGGCAUCGGCGUCCAGACGCGGGGCCGGCGGCGGCGGCGUCACCCUGGAGGCGCUGCUGGGCACGAGGGUGGCGGUGGCGCAGAUCUCGGAGCUGCCCGCCGGCGAGACGGACUCCGCCGACGAGGACGCGGAGCGCGGCGUCUCGUCGGCCGCGGCCGCCGGCCCCGGCGCCACCAUGACGUUCCCGCUCAUCCUGGAGCAGCUGACCGCCCUGCAGCAGCAGCAGAUGCACCAGCUGCACCUGCUGGAGCAGCUGAGGGGCCAGCUGGCGCUGUUGGCGCCGCACAGCGUGUUCGGGUCGCUGCACGUGGGUCCCGUCAUGGCGCUGUCGUCGCAGAUCAGCCAGCGGCUCUCGGACUCGCAGGCGCUGGCCGGCCACGUGGCGCUGGCCUCCAAGCUGGGCCGGCGGCCGUCCGAGUCGCUCGGCCUCGCGGCCCACGCAUCCCUGGCGUCGCACCUGGGCCAGCGCGUGUCGGAGGCGCACGCCAUGGCGAGCCAGCACGCCAGCUUCCCCAGCUCCCGGCAGCCGGCGCCUCAGAGCGCCAGCGCCGGCGCCGCCAACGGCGCGGGCCCCAGGGCGGCGACACCGCAGAGCGCCCAGUCGCGCCGCGCCGGCUCGCCGGUGGGCACGAGCAGCAGCGGCGGCGGCGGCAGCGCGGCCUCCUCGCGGCCCCUGAGCCCCCGCGCGGGCCUCGCUUCCGCGGCCUCCCUCGGCCACGGACUCGGCCUGUUCGGCGCCUCCUCCGGCCUGGGUCUGUUCGGCCCCCAGCUGACGCAGUCCCUCGCAAACUCGGGCACGAUCUUCCCCAGCCCGCUCAGCGGCAUGGCGGCGGUGGCGAUGGUCACCAACAACUCGCUGUCGAAGCUCGUCGGCAAGGCCAAGGCCCCCGCGGUGGCCGUCAAGGGCUCGGCGGAGGCGAAGGCCGCGGCGGAGGAGAGCUUCUUCCGCCACAAGUGCAAGUUCUGCUCGAAGGUGUUCGGCAGCGAGAGCGCGCUGCAGAUCCACCUGCGCUCGCACACGGGCGAGCGCCCCUUCAAGUGCAACAUCUGCGGCAACCGCUUCUCCACCAAGGGCAACCUCAAGGUCCACUUCCAGCGGCACAAGGACCGCUACCCGCACAUCCAGAUGAACCCCUUCCCCGUGCCCGAGCACCUGGACGGCGUGCAGACGAGCACGGGCAUCCCCUACGGGAUGUCCGUGCCACCCGAGCCGCCCUCCGCCAGCUCCUCGUCAUCCUCCCCGUCGCUCUGGCUGGCAGAGACCAAGCUUGGCCCGCCGCAGCAGCAGCAGGACCGGCCCGGCUCCCCUGGCACCCGUGGCGGUUGCCCCCGGACACUCUCCCCCCCCAUGAGCGACGCGGCCACGGGCCUCGAUUCGCCGCCGCAGGGUGGCGACCGCCCUUCGGGGUCGCCGGGGGGCCGCGGUCAGGAAUCGGACGCGGCGCGGCAUGGCGACGAGGAGGAGGAGGACGACCCGCCGGGAGUGCCGCCGGGAGGGCCUGCGGCCGCCAGGCCGCAAGCCCGCGACGAGCCAUCGGCCGCCACCCGCUUCCUGUCCGUCUCGUCGGAGGCGUUCGAAUCCAAGUUCCCGUUCGUGAGCGAGAGUUACCUGGACGCGGCGCACGCCUCCGAGACUUCCAAGCUGCAGAGGCUCGUGGAGACCAUCGACCGCGAGGCGACGGGCGACCCCAACAGGUGCGGCGUGUGCCACCGCGUGCUCAGCUGCCCGAGCGCGCUCAAGAUGCACCACCGCACGCACACGGGCGAGCGGCCGCACAAGUGCAAGGUGUGCGGCCGCGCCUUCACCACCAAGGGCAACCUCAAGACGCACUACGACGUCCACCGCACCAAACCGUCGCCGCUGCACGCCCUGCACUCGUGCCCCAUCUGCCAGAAGGGCUUCUCCGACGCCGUGGUGCUGCAGCAGCACGUGCGCAUGCACGUGGGCGGCCAGAUCCCGCUCAACCCGCUGCCCGAGCCCGGCGAUGCCCACUCGCCCUUCGAGGACCGCGACGACGCGGACAGCCUCGGCGGAGACGCGGACGACAUGGAGGCAGAGGAGUGCGGCGAGGACGCGGGCGAGGGCCCCGCGUCCUCGCCGGCCGAGGGGACGCCGCCGCCGCCGCCGCCGCGGCCGGCGUCGUCCGCCGCCGCCCCGGGCCUGGCGACGCUCGAGAACCAGAUGAGGCUGGUGGAGUCGGCGCUAAACCGGCAGUCCCGGGACAACAACAACGGCGCCGACAGCAACAACGGCGGCGGCGGCGGAGGAGUGGGGGCGGAAGAUCGCCGGGGCGGCGAGAGUCCGGCGACGCCCGAGUCGGCGUCCUCCUUCCACGUGCUGUCGCCGCCGAGCCUGCACUGGGCCACGGCCGACAUCGGGAAGGCGGCGCCGUUCGCUCCGCACGCGGCCGACGAGAAGCCGGCGCCGGCGCCGGCCGCGGUGGUGAGAGUGAAGCCCGAGCCGGAGGAGAAGCGCUCGCCGCCCUUCGUGAGCGAUGCCUCGUUCGGCUUCCUCCCCGCUGGCUUCGGCAAGAUGAUGUUCCGCGACGACGCGCUCAGCAUGCUGCUGCCCUUCAAGGAGCAAGGCCUCAAGUUCAUGCCUUCGCCCGCCUUCUUCAAGAUGGAGGAGUCCUUCCUGAGGCUGAGCGGUCGAGAUGGGGGCCCAGGCCCCGCUCACAGCCUGCCCCCGCUAGGAGGCCUGCACCCUUCUCACUCCCACCCGCACCCCCACCCACACCACCAGCAGCACCACCACCACCAGCACCACCACCACCACCACCACCCGCACCACCAGCACCACCACCAGCUGCCGCCGCAGGGCCCCCCUCCGCCGCCCGCACCGCGCCGCUCCAGCAAGCAGCACACGUGCCUGACGUGCGGCAAGCCGUUCUCGUCGUCGAGCGCGCUGCAGAUCCACGAGCGCACACACACCGGGGAGAAGCCCUUCGCCUGCAACGUGUGCGGACGAGCCUUCACCACCAAGGGCAACCUCAAGGUGCACAUGGGGACGCACAUGUGGAACAGCGCCCCGCAGAGGCGCGGCCGCCGCCUCUCCCUGGACUCCCCCGCCGCCGCCCUCCUCGGCGGCGCCGCCGACGCCUCCAAGUUCCCCGACGUCUUCCAGCUGAAGGAGUUCCACGCGGCGCGCCAGGCCGCCACGGACGCCGACUUCUGGAACCAGUACGCGGCCGCGGCCGCCGUGGCCAACGGCGCGAUGGCCUCCCAGCACCACGGCCCCGCGCCGCCGGGGGGGGUGGCGGCCCUCAAGCCGAACGAGAUCUCCGUCAUCCAGAACGGAGGCACCGCGCCGCCCGGCGCGUUCUUGUCGUUGGGCGGCGUCGGAGGAGCUCCCCCGGCGUUCCUGCGCCUGGACGGCGGGCCGGGCGCCGCGGAGCGCGUCGGGGUCACGGCGGGGUCGGCCGGGUCGGCGGCGCCGCCCACGUCAAUGCCUCUGCCUCAGCUGGCCCCGUCGCUGGCCGGCACCGGCUCGGACGAUGCCGCCGCCGCCCCGGACGCUCGCGAGGAUGCGGGGAGCGGCGACGACGACCGCGGCGAUGACGGAGGCGGCGGCGGCAGCAGCGGCACCGGGAGCCCGCCGUGCCUCCAGGAGGAGCCGCGCGGGCCCAGCCCCGGGCGCGAGCGCAGGGAGGAGGAGGAGGAGGACGACGACGCGGAAGAGGAGGAGAUGCCGGCCAUGACGGCGUACGGCGUGGGUACGGAGCCGGCGCGGGCGCUGGAGGCCACGCUGAGCCACCGCUUCGCUCGCUUCAUGGAGGACGGACACGAGCUCGGCGUCAACUGAGUCCCCCCCCCCCCCCCACCUCACACCCCCCACCCACUUUCAACGUGAUGCCGCUGAGACGCGCGACGGGCGGCCCGAGCAAACGCCGUUCCCGCCGCGGUCGACGGCGCGCACCUCCUCGCCGCACGGCGAGGCGAGGGCCGCGCCCGGUGCAGCGGCCCCUUCAGAGCGGAGAGAGAGAGAGAGAGAAAGGUGGCCGCUGACCGGCCGCGACGCGGUCGUCGCGGUCUCUCGCGUGGCCCUGCAGGACGCCGGAGCCUUGCGACUGUGAAUCACAACUCGCAUUUGCUCUCUACUCUGAAGAAAUGCCUUAUCCUGAAGUGUUAUUAUCAUCAUCGUCACCACCGCACGUUCGUCCGUUUUAAGGAGAGCUGCCAGAGUUGCACCGACUCUCUCUCUCUCUCUCGGCUCGUCGCGAACGAACGAUUGUGUCAUCUGCUCCGCGGGCACCUGGCGUGGGUGCGGUGAGGCCUCCGUGAUGGCGAUGCCAACGCGCGGCACGGCCGCGCGCCGAGGGGGGGGGGGGGAGGGGUGGGGACCGCGGGGGGUCGUUCGGGUCGGGACUCGGCCGACGGGGUAAACGUGGGAACACGGGGUGUGCCGUUAGUGGGGCCGCAACUUCGCCAUCGCUUCCUUCCUUCUGCCGGACCUCACAGUCGACCGUGAUCGACCCUUCCGAGCGCCACAGCAACGCGGACUUGCGACGUGACGCCAUGUGUCCGUUACUACCCACCGCGACGCCUCUCUCGUUAUUCGCAACGAGACGUCGAUGAAUCCGACGUAGUUAACGGUCACCGGUGGAGCGGCGGGACAAGCGGUUGGCGCGCUGAGCUGCGAACCUCGUUCGAUUCCCCCUCCUCCCUUCAACCCGCGCUGACCGGCGUGGUGAAGUACGGUCGAAAGCCCCCCCCCCUCCCCCUCCCGUGACCGAUAUGGCGUGGGAGAGACCUCCGUCGGUCGGCGGGAUGCAAAGCGGCUGUCAUGAACUACAAUGCAAGGGUGUGGGGCGAUGUUGCGGGGGGUGCUGUAAUUUUGCACGUACACUUCGUCCGCACAACGAAUGUACAGCAACCGUCAAAGAAAAGAAACAGCAACAAACGCUUACGUCCGUUUGACCGAGCUCACGCGUUUUCUGUCGCCGCUGCUCACGGCGGCGAAAAUUUUUCCACGCGUGACCCCCCCCCCACCCUCCCUGUCUCCCCGCGCAGUCUCCCCCCCCGCCCCCCAACACGAAGUUCACCUCCGCCGCGAGAUCACGCCGGGGGUGGUGGUGGAGGGGGGGGGGCGGGGGGGUCAGCGGGUUACGGCUCGCCGGUUCUAUUCUUUUUCGCAUUUAUUCCCGGCAGUCGCCACGGUUGCGUCACCAAAGAGCGCGAUGCGGACGCUUACAGACCCCAGCGGAGGCGCCGCGCUGUUCGCGCCGCCGUUGCGGGGAACUGAGAGACGGGGGGGUGGGUGGGCUGGAGGUUCCUCUGCAUCCCCCGGGCUUUUGCUCGAGGAGUCUCGGGCGGCUUUGCGUUCCUUUGACGGGAGCCACCGCAGCCGCUUUAGCUCCAUUGCAACGUGGAUACAUUCCAGCAGCUCGGAGGAUCGGGGAACGUCGCCGGUUUCACCAUCCGCUUUAUUGCGUGGCGCCGGGAGUCGCUUGAGAAGGGGAUCUCAGAAGUAGCUCCUUGAUACCCGUUUCCACGGCCGUUCGCUGACACGAAGGGCACGCGCCGUGGUGCGAGCGUGAACCCGAACGCUUUGGCUCAGGACGUGAAGCCAGCGGAGAAAACGAGAUCUCAGAGUGAUGACGACGUCGAUGUAGAGUUACAGCGAUUCUCGUUGCCCUGCCACAGACAAGUCCGCAGGCUAGCGUCGUCCCGCUGUGCCGGGCAGCAGCGACGAUGCAGACCGGCUCUGGGCCGCCCGCCUCUGUGCCGUCGCUGCCUCGCUCGGCGGCUCGGCCUUUGCUGCCCAUGAGGAGGCCGCUCGAUCACGUCUCCAUACCCAGCCCUCAAUGCCUCACGCACAAAAAUAGCAACAACAACGCUCAUAAUCGUCGAGCACAUUUGGAAUUCACGCCGUUCUUACAGAGCAAAAGGCUCACACCGGAAAGUGCCGCUGUGUGUCGUAGACGCAGGCUGCAGUAGUUUCACAGUCGUGGGGGGGGGGGGUGAUGUUGUUUCUGCUGCUGUUGUUGUGGGUGAUCACAGUUGGCUAGUUUGCAGGAGACAUUUUUCAUAUCUGGCAAAUUUGGACCGUGACCCCUGCCUGUUCCAAUGACGUCGCCAGAUCUUUAACGCCCGCCGUUAAGCGGACCGCGCGGACUCUUUUACUCCGGUUCACACUGCUCUCGCCCGCAGCAGCGUCAACCGGUGCCGGCCUGCGGCAUCAAACCCUGAACCUCCGCGACAAGUGGCGAAGCGUGCCACCGCCGGGCAAUGUCACAGCGGCCGCGGCACUGCCCGAGCGGAUACGGAGCCCAGUCACAAAGCCACCGUCCCCAGGCCCUCCGAGUGGCGCCUCCAGCAACGCCGAGCAGCGAGAGAUUAAGCGCAGAGCCGCGACGCCUAUCCGUGCCGCAGAGGUCCUAAGUCAUUCUCGUCGCAAGCGCGGCGAUUCUAACCUUCACGGCGAGCUUGUUACAGCGUUCUAUUCGGUACGGCGGUUCGUUUAGUCGCCUAGCUAGGUAGGUAGGUGUGCUGGGAAUUGGCGGUGUACUGUGGUCGGUGUUAAUAACGCGGGAGAGUGACCGUGAAGAGUUUGUAACUUAUCCACCGUCGUGUUGAACCGGUGCCGUGCCCGGCACUGCAUGGAUUCAAUGAUAAUUAUUCGUGACUGUGCUGAGCUCACACUCCGUGGGUGUGGUAGCUUCUGCCGAGCGUGGCGGCACUCGUGCGCCGCAGCAAGAACCCCCUGGGUUCGAUUCCCAACUCGGGACGCCUUUCUGCGUGGAGUUUGUAAGCACUCACCUUGUUCUGCACGGGUUUCCUCCGGGUUCUCUGCUUUCCUCGAACAACUAAACGCAAUCGAUGUCAUUGGUGUCGGCCAAACAUCGCAAUGGAGCAGGACCCUCUUGAGAGAAAAAAAAACAGAGCGUGCAGACUCAGGGGUGGCUUUCCUGGGUCAAUGUGGAGCAAGCAGUAUUGUCAUUCCGCAAGUUCGAACUGAGAUUGGCGGAACCUGAUGCAGCAAUUUGCGAUGGCUGGGUCCGCUCAGCACGAGCCUCAGACUCGCCGCUACAUUGCUGCUCCCGCCGCCGCUGCUGCUGCUACGAUUGGAGGCUUGCAACGACAGCUACGCUCUGUCCAACUUCCCGAGGACAAAGUCUCUGGUAACAGAACCGCCGUUCUGCUCGUGUGGGGUUACUUCACCGGGGUCGCGGCGACCGCCUUGGUUGGUUCUGCCGCUGCACCCCGUGCGGUGGCGAGGGUGGGAACGCCUCGCGGCGGAACGUCGUUCUCGCCGACGCCGUGGGUUGUUGUUCCCGUGGCUGUCGACACAAGUCGGGGGGCCUCUCUCGGCCGCCGGCCGCCGCCGCCGCCGCGUAAAGUCGCGAAACCCUCGGCGGCGUCGGCGGUCGGGACGCGGCACGAGGCGCGGCGGAGCGAUAGGGUAGCAGUGUACAGUCCCUGACCAAAGUUGUACGCGACGUGGAUUUUUGUGGGGUGGGCGCGGAGGGAACGGCGUCACGUCGUGUCUCGCGCGUGUGCGAGCAGUGUUAUUUUAUUGUGAAAGAGGCUACGGUUUGCAUGCACGCGCACGCACACAAACACGUGCGCACUCACGGACACGCACACGGCAGCGCGUCGUCCUCCGGGUUGGCCGACAGCGUUCGGGCUGUGACCCGAACGUGCUGUACCCCCGCUGUGUCUCCGCACGCUGGAGGCACGCGUAGUGGCAGCCCUGUCUCCGUGCCAAGGAGCCCAGCGUCCGGCGGAGGGGCGUCGAGUGCCUGCUUGCACCUCGUUCUAACAGCAGUUGUCACCUGCAGGACGCUUUUGACCCCGGAUUAAAAAAUAUACAAACAUAUAUAAACACACACACACACAUAUAUAAACAACAAAACCCGAUAAUGUCGUCGAGUGGUGAGAAUUCCCCCGCCGCAGCUGAACUCCCCGACAGGCAGUGGGAUUCCCCCCCGCGUCCGGGUCACUCUCACCGCCACGGGGAGCGGCUGCAGCCUGCGUUGCUUCGCAUUCACGAAGCCCAUUCACAACCGAUCACGCUGGAGGAGUCCAGAAGAUGCGUAGCGGACUUUACGGAUCGCCUACCCCCCCUUCCCCCCCACCACUUCCAUGUCCGCUAGCUCGGGUGAACGCACACAGUGCGACCGGUGAUGUGAAGUAACAAACGGCUGAAGUAUUUUGUUUUAUUGCAGUUGGACGAACGCACUUUAGAAUGUCUGUGAACCGCGAGCCGAGGUAUUAGUUCGGGCUCCGUUGGCCUUGAGCGUGACUCUCGGCGCGGCGCCCAGGGCCCCCCCCCCCCCCGGAGGUCCGGUAGUCGUCCCCACGGCAGUCAGCCCUGGCGCGUUUCUGCUCCGCCUUUGUUGCUUUCAAGAGUCCCGCGACGUUUGGUGUGGCCACGGCCGAGGCAGGGACGGCGGCGGUUCCGCAGAGUCGCCGACUGUCAGCUGCCCGAGUCGGCCUCUGGAAAACUUCCACGUCGAUGCCUCCCAGUGACGGUCAUUUCAGUGAGACGAUUGCGAAAUAGCCUGGCUUGGGAUCGAGCAGUCGCUUCCACAGCUCCCUGUGGAGCUGGCGUCU